Messenger RNA from Trematosphaeria pertusa, 1560 nucleotides. Its product is annotated as cytochrome P450. Bases 1 to 1560 code for a protein of 519 amino acids. The record is from RefSeq and is a predicted model, not a curated record. Lineage: Eukaryota; Fungi; Ascomycota; Dothideomycetes; Pleosporales; Trematosphaeriaceae. Gene Ontology annotation, molecular function: monooxygenase activity; heme binding; iron ion binding. The transcript has 6 exons.
AUGGACCUCUACGAAAGGCUAGCUUCAUACGUCCCGACCGUACUGGUGGUCUCGGUCGUUUAUUGCGCCUCUGUUUCCUUCUAUCGCAUCUUUCUACAUCCAUUGGCGAAGGUACCAGGUCCGUGGCCCGCUGCUACUUCACAUCUCGUUGAAUUCUACUACGAUGUCCUGAGGGACGGACAAUAUAUUGCUAAGAUUAAAGAGUGGCACGGCGUAUACGGGCCAAUUCUGCGGAUUGGGCCUAAUGAAGUCCACUGCAAUGAUCCUAUGUUCAUUGACCAGAUUUACGCGGGCAGUGGGAGCGGGAAGAAGAGAGACAAAACAGUUCGAUUUUCCAACGCAAUUGGGUAUGCUGGACUCUGCACUAUUCCGCACGAUCUCCAUCGCCAACGCCGCGCCGUUUUGAACAAAUACUUCUCUGCGGCGUCUAUCCGGAAUAUCGAGCCUUUCAUUAAGGAGCGCCUGCAGAAGGUUUGCUAUCAUUUGGAUAAUUACUACUCGCGAGAGGGGAACGCUGCUAAUCUCUCCGAUGCGUUGUCCUGCGUGGCCAUCGACGUUGUAUCCGAAUUUGUCUUUGGCUUCAGCUAUAAUUACAGUGACAGCCCGAGCUUCUUGCCUAACAUCAACUCUGCCAUCGAUGGCUCCUCCUCGCUCAACCACCUCGCCGCGUUCUUUCCCUGGGUCCUGAAGCUGCUCAACAUGAUACCACAGCGCAUCAUCUUGAAGAUAAGUCCCGACCUGAAAGCGAUGCUUGAGUACAAGACAAAGCUCGAACACAGCGUCGACACAGUGCGCGAUGAGGCCUCGCUCAAUGCUGCGAAGAAGUCCCGCAUGGGUGCCACAAUCUUCACCGAAAUGCUCCAAAGCGACCUCCCCGAGUCCGAAAAGACCAAGCAACGCUUCAACGACGAAGCCUUCGCGCUAAUCGGUGCCGGCACGGAGACCGUCUCGACUGCCGCGUCUAUCGGUUCCUACUACCUACUCACACAGCCUGGGAUACUGGAUAAAUUGCUCCUUGAACUGGAGCACAAUAUUCCGGAUCCAGAUUCCAUCCCGGACUGGGUCACACUGGAGCAGCUGCCGUACCUUGGCGCUGUCAUCCAGGAGAGCUUGCGAUUGAGCUACGGGAUUGUGACAAGGUUGGAACGUGUCCCGCAUGAGCCAUUGGCGUACCACUGUAUGUUCAAGGAUAAACACGUCGACCUAGUUAUCCCGGCCGGUACUAUUAUUGGCAUGUCAAAUGGUGUUCAUCAUCAUAACGAAGACAUCUUCCCAGGUUCAUACUCGUUCAUCCCAGAACGCUGGCUGGAAGAGAACGGGAAAAGAAAGAGGGAACUCGAUGCGCAGCUCCUGAGCUUCUCCAAGGGAAGCAGACAAUGCAUCGGGAUCAACCUAGCCUAUGCAGAAAUGCACCUGUUCAUAGCGACGCUAUUCAGAAGGUUCGGAAGAAGAAUGCGGCUGGUAGAUACGAGUAAAAGCGAGGUGACGCUUGCGCGCGAUCACUACCUUCCUAAGAGGGAAUCAAACACUGGCGUGCGGGUUUGCAUCGGGUCUGCUUAG